Arachis ipaensis is the source of this 1074-nucleotide messenger RNA. Lineage: Eukaryota; Viridiplantae; Streptophyta; Magnoliopsida; Fabales; Fabaceae. The record is from RefSeq and is a predicted model, not a curated record.
AUGACGUGGAUUGAUGUUGAAGAAGGUUUUGGAUUCAGAGUUACUGCUGAAGUAGCAAUUGACAUCCUUGUAAAGUCUUAUGGAUCAUCUGAGAUUAAAAACCAAGUUAAUAAUGUAGUGGCAACAAUAACUGAAAGUAAUUCAGGAGCAGUUGGGAAGAAGAGGGUCAACGCCACAUUCCUCACUCAGUGCCUCGUUCUUAUGAGAAGAUCUUCGCUGCGAUUGUUUCGUGACUUGAGCAAUUACUGGCUGCUUCUUGUUGUCUUUAUUGCAGUAGCUAUUAGCAUGGGUUCCAUGUUCUAUAACAUUGGCUCAAGGAAGAGGGUCUCUGCUUACUUUUUUGAUAUCAACUCUGGCUUUCAUGGCUCUUAUUGGUGGAUUCGCUCCAUUAAUGGAGGAAAUGAGGGGCUGCAGAGAGGUUUAGAACACUUUGUGUACUUUGCUUCUGUUCUGUUUGCCAUUGUGCUUUGGGUUGAGAGCCUCAUGAUGGUUGUGGGGAGUAUGUUUCCCAAUUUCGUAACCGGCAUGAGCAUUACCUGCGGAAUUCAAGGACUAACCAUCUUAACUGGUGGAUUCUACAGGCUGCCAAACAAUCUUCGAAAACCAUUUUGGAAAUACCCCUUUUACUACCUUUCUUUCCUUAAGUAUGCUUUCCAAGGAUCUUUCAAGAAUGAAUUUGAAGGCUUAAAAUUUUCCAUGGAACAAGGUGGAAGUGCAAAAACCAUUAUUAGUGGUAGAGACAUUUUGACAAACACAUGGCAGGUGGAAAUGGGGCAUUCCAAGUGGGUUGAUCUUGCCAUCAUGUUUGGGAUGAUUCUUGUUUUUAGGAUUGUGUAUUUGGCUAUUACAAAAAGCAAGGAGAAGUUGAAACCUCUUGCUGCUUCCAUUAACAAUCACCCAACAAAAGGUGGAAAUGGCAUUGUGCUUCUUCUCCGUCUCUCCGUCGACGAUGACCGGUUGGAACUUCCUGCAACAUGGCUCCCAGUUCCUCUCAUGGGGGACAGCUAUUGGUGUACACAACAGAUGCAGAAGGAGACGUUGAUGGAGAGAACCACAUUGAGGGGAGGCCAAUGA